UGAAGUGAGUCAGUUAUUCCGUAUCGUGCAAGAGUGACGUUUGUGUGUUCCUGUGAAUUUAAUAUUUAUUAACAAAUUCGUGUGUAUUUCUGGAUAAACGAUGUCGGAUGAAAUUGCAGAAAAUGGCACAGCGAACGGAGACGUUCCAGAGAUUGAACUCAUCAUUAAGGCGUCAACGAUUGACGGCAGACGAAAAGGAGCCUGUCUCUUCUGUCAGGAAUACUUUAUGGAUCUCUAUCUAUUAGCAGAGCUCAAGACCAUCAGCCUAAAAGUAACAACAGUGGACAUGCAAAAGCCACCUCCAGACUUCCGCACCAACUUCGAGGCAACACAUCCUCCGAUCCUCAUCGACAACGGCCUGGCAAUCCUCGAGAAUGAGAAGAUAGAACGGCACAUCAUGAAAUCCGUGCCUGGUGGCCACAAUUUAUUCGUACAGGAUAAAGAAGUAGCGUCGCUGAUCGAGAACCUGUACUCUAAGCUGAAGUUAGUGCUGGUCCGCAAGGAUGAACAGAAAUCGGCAUCUCUGCGUGCACAUUUGGGACGUAUUGAUGGGUUGCUGGAACGUAGGGGGACAAGGUUCCUGACAGGCGACACCAUGUGCUGUUUUGACUGCGAGCUGAUGCCGCGCUUGCAGCACAUCCGCGUCGCUGGAAAAUACUUCGUCGACUUUGAAAUACCGACGAGUUUCCGGUCACUGUGGCGUUACAUGUAUCACAUGUACCAACUCGACGCGUUCACGCAGAGCUGUCCCGCUGACCAGGACAUUAUAAACCACUACAAGUUACAACAGAUAGCAACAAAAGGUUUACUAUCUCCAACAUUGACGCGGCAAAGAAAAGACGAACCAACUACGCCGGCUCUUAAAAUGAAGAAACACGAAGAGUUGGAGACUCCAACAUUCACGACGUCAAUUCCAGUUGACAUCAACGAUUCAAAUGCUGAAGAAUAAAGGGUGAAAUAAUAUAUGGAGCGAUAAAUGGCGUUACAAUUUGGUAUUUGCCAACAGCACAGAGAAAUCCAACUAUUGGAUUACAUAUUAAAAAUAAUUAUCAUGUGAUAUCCCACCCCACAUACCCUCGUCCAUCCAAUGUUUAUUUUAUAUUUUUAAUAAAGUACCAUUAGCAUUAUUGUUUGGACAAAUUGGUUGCAUUUGAUUGUUGUAGUAGCGAUAUAUGUGGCCAUUUAAGACGGGCAGAGGUGGCACAUACUUCAGAUUAAAUUAUUUUUCUAUUGUUAUUAGACAAGUUGAUUAUUUAGACUUAUUUAGUGUUCAAACACAACGAAAUUUGACAUAUUUUUAUUUUAUUUGCAAUUAUGCAGAUUAUUUUUGGACAUAAUUUAGUUUUAAGAAAUAUCGCCAUUUUUAUAAACCUCUGCCUUUAUCUUUGCUCUUGCCUCAUUACCUUCAUGAAGGUAGUUUAGUACUUAUUUUCUUGGUGAUAACCAUAUCCACAAUGACUAGGUUACUAAGUGCAGGGCUUUAAAUUUGUCCACUUAUUUAUGCAAUAGAAUAACCACUAUAUAUUUUUUGCAUAAAAACUAUGUAGUACACCUAUACAAGUACAUAUUACCUACCGAAGAAGGGCAAAAGAUAUCAAUCAUGUCAAUUGGACAAUGUAUAGGUAAAAUAAUGUUCUAGAUUGUAAUGUAAUAGUUAAGGAAUAAACCUGGAUAAAUAUUUUUUUU
Molecule: messenger RNA, 1686 nt
Organism: Pieris napi
Lineage: Eukaryota; Metazoa; Arthropoda; Insecta; Lepidoptera; Pieridae
Gene: Clic
Product: chloride intracellular channel exc-4
Exons: 8
Coding region: 101-949 (282 amino acids)
Biological process (GO): chloride transport
Cellular component (GO): apical plasma membrane; cytoplasm
Molecular function (GO): chloride channel activity
Source: RefSeq, a predicted model, not a curated record